This is a messenger RNA of Cyprinodon variegatus (sheepshead minnow), 4159 nucleotides long. RefSeq names its product serine/threonine-protein kinase tousled-like 1-B. Lineage: Eukaryota; Metazoa; Chordata; Actinopteri; Cyprinodontiformes; Cyprinodontidae. The transcript has 20 exons. Gene Ontology annotation, biological process: intracellular signal transduction; peptidyl-serine phosphorylation; chromosome segregation. Gene Ontology annotation, cellular component: nucleus. The record is from RefSeq and is a predicted model, not a curated record. Gene Ontology annotation, molecular function: protein serine/threonine kinase activity; ATP binding. The coding region runs from base 599 to 2947 and encodes 782 amino acids.
UUUAUUUAUUGUUUAACUGAAUGUGUGGUUUCUUCCUUCUUCCUCUGGAUGCAGACAACAACUUUCAGCCAUUUUUUUCAGGGGUUGUUGUUGAGCCUAACAAGACAACUGUUCCCAGGUCGACGCAGAGCGGUACCUUCCGGUGAACCUAGAGCUAGUUUGGAGGAGGGUAAAAUGAUCCCAGAUCAGUGUCUGUUUCGGUGUCAGGUCUGCUCUCGCGCUGCUCGCAGAGAGAGCGUCAGCCUCGCGAUAGCCUCGCCUAACCGACCCUAGAAUCAAAGCUCCGCUCGCGAACUGGAUGCUGACAGGCGCGCGCGCGGUGCGGUCAUCAUGCAAAGGUUACAUUGGAUCCCUGUCAAGAAGCCGCUCCCCCGUAGGACCCUCUCGGGUGACAACAUGCAAGACGUCUAGCGGCGACGACGACGGGACUGACAGCCCCCCCUUUCCUCCUCCUCUUCCUCCACUAUCCCUCCUCUCCCUCGUCUUUCGCCGGUGUGUUCGUCUGCGGCAGGUGUCCAAAAACGAUGGACGCCGUAAGUUUGAGAUUUCCGCAAACGGCAGUGCGUGCGCUGGCUCCUCUCGGCGGUAAAGUGGCUUCAUGAGUGUCCAAAGUAACAGUGGAAGUGGUGGUGGAAGUUUGGAGGCGACGCCAUCUUGGUCACAGCUCUCCUCGUCCCCUACGAUUUCUCAACAACACAUAACGGCGUCCGCAAAGAUCAAGGAAGGAGCAAUGGAGGAGCUGCACAGCUUGGACCCCAGGAGGCAGGAGCUGCUGGAGGCCAGGUUUACAGGAGCUGUCAGCGGCAAUACGGGAGGCAGCACUGGGAGCGCCAGUGGAGGUGCUAAGGGUCUGGCCAAUGAAUCCUCAAACCACAGCUAUGGAAGUCUGGGUUCAUCCAGUGACAAGGAGUCAGAGACCCCAGAGAAGAAGCACUCUGAAACUUCCAGGGGCCGGAAGAGGAAAGCCGAUACCUAUUCUGACAGCAGUCAAGGUAUGCUGUGUUUAAAUGGUGGGAUUCAAGCUAGCAUAAUUCCCCAGCAGCUUCCCUUUGAAAUGCAUUUAUUUAUUCUUUUUUUUUUUUUCUGGUUUUCAGGGAAGACUUCUACACGCGGGCCCAAAAUCAGUGACUUUUUUGAUUUUCAGGGUGGGAAUGGGUCCAGUCCAGUAAGAGGGCUUCCAUCAGCCCGCCGCUCCCCACAGAGCUCACAGUCGGCACCCGGCUUAAUCAUUCGUCAGAACAGUUCCUCUCCCACCAGUCUGUGUUUUGGGGAGCACACUCUCAAAGCCUCUUUAAGCAAAUGCAUCCAGACGGAGCUGACGGGCCUGAAACUCGCUGCCCUGGAGAGCAACAAGAGUCUGGACCUGGAGAAAAAAGAGGGGCGAAUAGAUGACCUGCUGAGAGCUAAUUGUGACCUUCGGAGACAGAUUGAUGAACAGCAGAAACUCCUGGAAAAAUACAAGGAGAGACUCAACAAGUGCAUCACCAUGAGCAAGAAGCUGCUUAUAGAGAAGAGCACCCAGGAGAAGCAGUCGAGUCGCGAGAAGAGCAUGCGAGAUCGCCUGCGGCUAGGCCACUUCACCACAGUCCGACACGGCGCCUCCUACACAGAGCAGUGGACCGACGGAUAUGCAUUCCAGAACCUCAUCAAGCAACAGGAGAGCAUCAACCAGCAGAGAGAGGAAAUUGAGCGGCAGAGAAAGCUGCUAGCUAAGAGAAAACCGCCGAACCCUGCAUCUCCCUCACUGUCGCUGGCCUCAACGUCUGAACCGAAACAACGCAAAACUAAAGUGGUGAACGGCAACGACUCUGACCCCUUUCUCAAGCCCUCUCUGCCCCAGCUACUGACCCUUGCUGAGUAUCAUGAGCAGGAGGAAAUCUUCAAGCUGAGGCUCGGACACCUAAAAAAGGAGGAAGCUGAGAUCCAAGCAGAGCUGGAGCGGCUGGAACGAGUGAGGAACCUUCACAUCAGGGAGCUGAAGAGGAUAAACAACGAGGACAGCUCGGCUUUCAAAGACCAUCCCACUCUGAAUGAGAGAUACCUGCUGCUGCACUUGUUGGGCAGGGGUGGCUUCAGUGAAGUCUACAAGGCAUUUGACCUGUUUGAACAGCGCUACGCAGCCGUCAAAAUCCACCAACUCAACAAGAACUGGAGAGAGGAGAAGAAGGAAAACUACCACAAGCAUGCAUGCAGAGAGUACCGGAUACACAAGCAACUGGACCAUCCCAGAAUAGUCAAACUGUACGACUAUUUCUCCUUAGAUACUGACACGUUCUGUACAGUCUUGGAGUUCUGUGAAGGGAACGACUUGGACUUCUACCUAAAGCAAAACAAGUUAAUGUCAGAGAAAGAGGCCCGCUCCAUCGUCAUGCAGAUCGUCAGCGCCCUGCGCUACCUUAAUGAGAUCAAACCACCCAUCAUCCACUAUGACCUCAAACCAGGUAACAUCUUACUGGUGGACGGUACAGCAUGUGGUGAAAUCAAAAUCACGGACUUUGGUUUGUCAAAAAUAAUGGAUGAUGACAACUAUGGGGUGGAUGGGAUGGACCUUACGUCACAGGGAGCGGGGACCUACUGGUACCUCCCACCAGAGUGUUUUGUUGUGGGCAAAGAACCACCGAAGAUCUCCAACAAGGUGGACGUCUGGUCAGUGGGAGUGAUCUUCUUCCAAUGUCUCUACGGACGCAAGCCGUUUGGUCACAAUCAGUCGCAGCAGGACAUCCUCCAGGAAAACACCAUCCUUAAAGCCACAGAGGUCCAGUUUCCAGCUAAACCGCAGGCCAGCACAGAGGCCAAGGCGUUCAUCCGGCGCUGUCUGGCCUAUCGUAAGGAGGACCGCUUCGACGUUCACCAGCUGUGCUCAGACUCAUACCUCCUCCCUCACAUGAGACGCUCUAACUCCUCGGGCUCGCUGCAGUCCUCCGCCUCAACCGUUCCCACCUACUGACUUAACGAAGCGACGGGGCCCUCAGGUCCAUCUUAACGGCAUUGGAGGAUAAUAAAUGUGCAACUCUUUUUCUUUUUUCUUUUUUUUUUUUGCCAGAGAUGUUUCAAGAUUAGAUAGUUUAGCAAAAAAAAGUAAAAUGGAAAAUGAAAGGAUAUUUUUGCCUUCUGCCAAAAUAAACAAAAAAAAAAAAAAGUUGCUCUUGAACUCUAUUGUGACACAGAGAGAAGAGGCAGACUACAGAAAAAGGCUGAAAAGAAGGAAAAUGGAGAUGAGAAUUGCAGAACAGAGUGCACCAAGUUUUUCUGCUUUAACCCUUAGAAAAUAUGACCCCGCCCCCCGCGCCAUCCUCUAGUUGCACUCUCCCAAAUCCACUCUGCAUUCAUCUCUACAUACUCGCAUAGUAAUAUACUUAACCAGAAGACUAUAACGCAAAGCCUUUGUGAGCAGCAGUAGGUGUGGAAAUGCUCCCUUCAUUUCACGGACGCACGAGGAAUCACCGAAUCUCAUCAGACUUCCUCUGAACAGCAACCUGGACUCAUUUUAAGUGACGCUGUAACUUUGAUGGGAUUGAAUUUGCACUUCCAGCCAAGGUCUCCAAGCGGAUUUGCUUAUCUGUCUUAAAUAUUUUAUUUUCUUGUUGCUCAGGCAAAAAAUCCGAAUGUCUGAGAGCAAGGUGUUGCAAUACGACGCCACGCCGGCGUUUCUGCAGACGGAGGCUGCCGUCAGGACGCAGAGGUCAUUGUACAUUUCAUGUUCAGGAGGCGUUACUCACUAUAGCAGAUAUAUUCUAACAAGGCUUCUCCUCGCUUCCUUAGUGUCCCCAGUCUGUUUAUUUCCUCUCUAAAGCUGUUCUCAGUUCGCUGCUAUAACUGUUGCUUUUAGUUUGUUUUAACACGUGAAUGAAUUUCUCCUUGCAUCCAUGCAUACUUGAACAUUAAGAGGAAAUUUCCAGAGCCUGUGUUGUUUUGAAGGAGUGCCAGAUUAUUUUUUUUUUCCUUUUCCUCUUCUACGGCCAACAUCAAAUGUCUCCUCAGAUUUCUGUUUGCUUAAUGGCUUAGAAGACCUAGUGUGCUGUGGCGUGAGGAAUAUUCCCACCUGUCAACAUCAGAGGAUGGGGAGAAAAGUUACUAACUUCAGCGGGAAAAACAAAUGGAUGUAUCCAAAAUGUUGUCAUGGUGUAAAUAAAGAACUCUUACCUGUACGGUGAUGUGA